AUGGCGUGGCUCCAUCAGAGUCGAGGUUCUCCCAGACUCGUCCUGGUGGUGGUGUGUGUCGCUCUGCUACUCGACAACAUGCUGUUCACUGUGGUCGUGCCGAUCAUCCCAACAUUCCUCUACGCCAUGGAGCAUCCCAGUCCAGAGCCCCAGACCCCUCUGCCCAGUCUUGGGGCACCACACUUGGGCACAGUGUCCUCACCAUCUCCCUCCCCGCGUCAAACCUCCAGCCUCCAGCCGGACCCCCAGCCCUCGCUGCUCCCUCUGCCCAGCCACGGUGCAUCGAUCCUGGAUACACAUUCAGAGCUGAGCCCCCGGUCGUCUCCUCCCACCUUCCCUCCUCUGGUGUCCCUGUUUGACAACACAACGUUCAGUCUGCGGGAGAUCCGGACUGAGCCGACCCCUGACGCAGAGCCGACAGACCAGACCAGCACAGACCUGCAGAUCAACGAGACUACUGACACUACGGAGUCCUCCUGUCUUCAGGACAGUUCAUUUCUAGAGGAGGAAAAUGUCCGUGUUGGUUUGUUAUUUGCCUCUAAAGCUCUCGUCCAGCUGCUCAUCAACCCCUUCGUCGGUCCGCUCACCAACAGGAUCGGGUAUCACAUCCCCAUGUUCGCCGGCUUCAUCAUCAUGUUCGUGUCGACCAUCAUGUUUGCGUUCUCAGGGACCUACGCUCUGCUGUUCUUCGCUCGCUCUCUGCAGGGAAUCGGCUCGUCCUUCUCGUCUGUGGCAGGUCUGGGCAUGUUGGCCAGUGUGUACACUGAUGAUGAGGAGCGAGGCGUCGCCAUGGGCAUCGCACUGGGAGGACUGGCUAUGGGAGUCCUGAUUGGAGCUCCAUUCGGCAGUGUGAUGUAUGAGUUUGUGGGAAAGAGCGCCCCCUUCCUGAUCCUGGCCUUCCUGGCUGUGUUUGAUGGAGUGUUACAGCUGUGCAUCCUGCAGCCUUCAAAGAUCUCUCCUGGGAGUGUGGAGGGGACUCCGUUACUGACUCUGUUAAAAGAUCCGUACAUUCUCAUCAGUGCAGGCUCUCUGUGUUUUGCCAACAUGGGUGUAGCCAUUCUGGAGCCGACUCUGCCCAUCUGGAUGAUGCAGACCAUGUGCUCCCCUAAAUGGCAACUCGGUAUGGCCUUCCUCCCUGCCAGUAUCUCCUACCUGAUAGGAACAAACCUGUUUGGUGUCCUGGCCAACAAGAUGGGACGGUGGCUCUGCUCCAUGUUAGGGAUGUUUAUCGUCGGCAUCAGUCUGCUGUGUGUUCCUUUUGCCACCAGUAUCUAUGGUCUGAUUGGACCAAAUGGAGGUCUGGGCUUCGCCAUAGGUAUGGUGGACUCCUCCAUGAUGGCCAUCAUGGGUUACCUGGUCGACAUCCGUCACGCCUCCGUCUACGGCAGCGUCUAUGCUAUCGCUGACGUGGCGCUGUGUAUGGGGUUUGCUAUAGGACCGUCCACAGGGGGCGCUCUGGUCCAGGCAGUGGGUUUUCCCUGUCUCAUGGUGUUUAUCGGGGUGGUCAACAUCCUGUACGCUCCACUCUGCUUCCUGUUACGUAACCCUGCUGUCAGAGAGGAGAAAAUGGCGAUCAUCGAUCAGGAGUGUGUGAUGCACAGGAAAAGCUACAACACGAAGGAGAGUCGUGAGUUUCCUCUGAGCGACUACAGCGAAGAAGAAGAGAUGGAGGAGUGACACACACACACACACACACACACACACACACACACACACCUGAAGAUGUCCAUGUUGUGAUUUUGAACAUGUUUUACGUUCAUCGUCAGACUUCCUGUCGUCACACAGUCAGAACAGAAGAGGUAUCUUACUUGUCCUUCAUUUCUAUAUUAAAUCUAAUUGAUUGAUUAAUCACUAAUCAUUGAAAAAUGCUAAAGUUUCCAAAGUUCAGGUUGUGGUUCUGUAGAAACGUCAUCGAUUACAUCAUUAAUAUCAUUGAUAAUUCAUCGAGGCUGUCAGGGAUCUUUGAUGCCGUGUGUGCAGGUUUACAGAGUUGCUGAGUUAUUUAUACACCUGAUUACCUGCAGCUGGCCGCUAGCUAUGCCCCGCCCCCUGUGUGUGUGUGUGUGUGUGUGUGUGUGUGUGUUACAGGGCUCAGACAGUAAAGGCAGUAAAGAUAAGAUAAGAUAAGAUAAAACUUUAUUUAUCUCCAGUCGGGGGAAUUUGGGCAUUACAGCAGCACUGAAAGCCAAAACAAACCAAACCAGCGUCUCAUCUUUUGGUCAGUGUGCGUAAAAUUAAUUGAUCUGCAGCUAAUUUGAUAAUCGAUUAAUCGUUUCAGUCGUUGUGUGUCUAAGUAUUUACUGGUGCCAACUGAAAUCUGAAAUCUUUACACUCGAAUGAUGGUAAACUGAAAAUAUCUGAACAUCUUAUUGACCAACAACAAAGAAUCCAGAAAUAAUCUGCAGAUUAACGAAUAAUAAAUUAGACGGCCACAGUUAGCAGAUUGUUCUGUAGCUAGCUGAUUACUUCACAUGAACUCUGUGAGUUGCUUCAAUUUUCAUCUGUCUGUUAGUUUGUGGCUGAAAGUCUCAGGUGGAAAAAGGAAACCUGAAAUCUAAUCAUGCUAACUCAGCAUGUUAUCAUGCUAACUCAGCGCUGUGUAAAAUGCAGAGAAGGCUGAAGCUAAAGCUAACAUGCCCCAGGUAAACAUGGCCAUUCUCAGCAGCUGAUCCACGCGGAGGACGUAAAGGAGCAGCGUUGAGCUCCUGUGGCGGGGGUCACUAACGUUAGCGUUAGCUCUGACAGCAUCGAGGACCGGCUCCAAUAAUGCAAACUAUGACCCCACAAAAUAAUGAAGUGAGAUACACCAAGUCUUACUCUCAGUAAUAAACCAGCCAUGCUAAAGUUAGCAUCUCCUGCUACACACAGCUACAUCCUGGUCACUGCUUGUUGUUGCUGCAGGUUAGCGAAUGCUCGGUUGGUGUUUUCAGGGAUUUCAUUUCUUUUUGUGAAGUAAUUUCCUUUAAUUUAACCUUUUUAUCUACAAACCUGCAGCUUUGGGAUGAAGUUUAGCUGGAAGUCUUCUUGUCACCACAUUAUAAACUGGGAAGUUGUUUAAGGUGGAAACACACAUUUGUUCUGCUGUGUCAGUUCCUGGAUUAUUUCAGGUGGUUUGUCUUUAAUGACGGAGCUUUCAGUGUAAAUGUUUGUUUUGAGGAACACGUGUCACUUCCUGUCAUUCAUUUUCUUGUUUUCUUCAAAGUGUUGAGAUGUGAAACCGAGUCUGUGUCUGA
Molecule: messenger RNA, 3233 nt
Organism: Chelmon rostratus (copperband butterflyfish)
Lineage: Eukaryota; Metazoa; Chordata; Actinopteri; Chaetodontiformes; Chaetodontidae
Product: chromaffin granule amine transporter
Biological process (GO): aminergic neurotransmitter loading into synaptic vesicle; xenobiotic transport; transmembrane transport
Cellular component (GO): synaptic vesicle membrane; terminal bouton
Molecular function (GO): xenobiotic transmembrane transporter activity; serotonin:sodium:chloride symporter activity
Source: RefSeq, a predicted model, not a curated record